UGACGCGCCGUUGGGACGUCGGUUACCGGCCGUUGUGGCCGGGCCCUUCUCGCCCGCUCUGCUGAGGAGAGCCCGGCGGCAGCGCCCGGCUGGGAGGCGGCGGCGGGGGGGCUCGCUGCGCCCUUUCCCCUCCUCCGCCGUGCCCCCGCGGCCGCCCGGCUUUUGGGAGGCGGCCCUCGGGGGCAGCCUGAGGGACGGGCGGGAGGCGCGGGCUCUGCCCCGAAAGGCGGCAGCGAACUGCGGGGCUGCUCCGGGCGGUGGGAGGGCGGUCGCUGCAGCGCGGCCCGAGGGUCGUAAAGGGUUUUUAGAGGGGUCCGAAAGUCGGCGGUGGAAGGCAGCCAUGCGCAGCUCACCGCGAAAGGCACAUUAGCGGCUUUCGAGCGGCCCUCCAGAAACCACCGUGCUGCGAAAGCCUUCUCUGAUGUGAUUCUGCUCCAGCGGGGAUGCAUCCAGUUUUAAAGGCGUUUGUGUGUGGUUCCAUCAGUGGGACUUGCUCCACACUCCUUUUCCAACCCCUUGACUUGCUGAAGACCCGCCUGCAAACUCUGCAGCCUGCUGUGAAUGGGUCUGGUCGUGCUGGGAUGGUAACACUGCUCUUUAGGGUUGUUCGUACGGAGAGUCUUCUGGGGCUCUGGAAGGGUGUCUCUCCGUCCUUUGCAAGAUGUAUUCCUGGGGUUGGGAUUUACUUCAGCACUUUGUACACGAUGAAGCAAAAGUUUUUAGUGGACCGUUCACCCACAGCCCUGGAGUCUGUCUUUCUGGGUGCCACCGCACGUGCAGUAUCUGGGAUUUGCAUGUUGCCAGUGACUGUAGUGAAGACCCGAUAUGAGAGUGGAAGAUUUGGCUAUGGGAGUGUAUAUGGAGCUCUGAAGAAUAUCUAUCAGACGGAAGGGGCUCGUGGCAUGUUCAGUGGGCUCACUGCAACGCUGCUGAGGGAUGCACCGUUUUCUGGGAUCUACCUGAUGUUCUACACACAGACCAAAAACUUCACACCUCAGGACCGGCUAGAUCCAGUGCUCAUACCCUUGCUGAAUUUUGGCUGUGGGAUCUUUGCGGGAAUCUUGGCCUCACUGGCAACACAGCCUGCUGAUGUCAUCAAAACACACAUGCAGCUGUCCCCCCAAAAGUACCGCAGGACAAGCCAGGCCAUUGCCUUCAUCUACAAGGACUUUGGGUUGGUCGGCUUUUUCCGAGGUGGUGUGCCCCGUGCGCUCAGGCGGACUCUGAUGGCAGCAAUGGCAUGGACAGUGUAUGAACAGAUGAUGGAAAAAAUGGGCUUGAAAUCUUGACUGACUCGCACAAGAAAUAACCAGCUUCACUCCUUCUCUUGCUUGGUGAGACCAGUUGGCACUAGGAAGUUCCCAGUUCCGCAGAGGAGUAAGCCUUGCUCAUCUGGGAGGAAGAAAGCCCUUCUGACACAGGGGAUUAGACCUUUUGGCACAUAGAGGAAAGAAGGAUCCGAUCUUUGCAUCAUUUGACCAAUGCAUUCCAGAAGGACUGCACCUGCAGACUGCCAUGGGAAAUGGCAGGGUUUCUACAGCCUGGUAACUACGCUGAGAGAAAAGCCCCUUUUAAAAAUAGCUCCGUGCUCACCACCUUUACUCAAUGAGACAUUGCUGAGCAAAAGUGUUUGAGGAGAAAACAGGGAUUGCAGAACCCGCCAGCCUGUUCCUUGCUGGUCUAGCCAAUAAGGCCACAAUGACCCACUGUCUGAUGUAGAUCCUCCUUCUACGUAUGCUUUGUUCUCACAGGGGAACGUUGCAGGCCAUGGUGGGAGGCUGGAUGCGUCUCUUAAUGCUUAUAUUGCAGGAGUGCGUGGAAGAGAGAUGAAGUGCUAACGGAAAGCUAGGAACACAGUCUCUGUUGUCACUUUUGUACUGUGCGUGAUAGCAGAGAAGCUAACUGGAACCUCCUUGCUGUGUCAUGUGUUAUUAUGUAAUUGAGCAUCUUAAGACUCUUGAAAUGUUCUUCUGCCUCUACAGCAGUGUUUGCACAGGAAUUAAGAAGCAUAAGGCACUUUAGAGUUGAUUGCUACCAAAGUUCUACUUGUUCUCUGAAAAACAUUUUUCCUGCUGGUCUGGCUGUGUCAGGAACACUCAGUAUUUUUUUUUUUUUAUCCAGUUGUACUAGAAACUUAUUUGCUUCCUGUUAUUCACUUGUUAAUCCUGGAUCAACACCCUCAGUGUGAGCUGCUCCUUAGAUGUAGGUUUUAGCACCAAAGCUCAUAAAUGUGUAAUGGAAGCAGAUACAGGUACUGAUACUUCAGAUUUCCCUUAAAAGCUGCUGCUGAUUGCAUGUGGAGUGUCUUUGGGUUUGCUCUUUUCUGUAAGCUUUCUUCAAAGUUUGAGACCUGUGAGUGUUUGGUAGGGAACUUUUUCUUUGGGCUCCACACAGACCCUUCAGUUUCCCAGCUGAUCGUUUUCUCUUAGGAGGUAGUCCAUAUUUCAGUAUUCCUGAGUUUAGUCUUAGAGAUAAAUAUACUUUUUUUCAUCCACUGUGCCUUCUUCCUCAUUCCUACUUUGUUACAAAGACUUCGUAGUGUGUGCCAUCCAAACUUGGGUGCAGCCUGCUCCCCUCUUCACUUGUGCCUCUGUGCUGGCUGGCUGGGUUGGGACUCUUGCAGCUCCAUUGGUGUUGCCACAAAGCUGGGCAUAGAAGUGUGCAUCCUCUUCUGUAGUGUGCCUUGCAGAAAACAUAGCUUUGGCAUUUAUUUUCUUAAAUAUCUAGGGAUAUUACAAUUCACUUUAGAAGCAGAGCAGAUGACUCUAAAUAUGAAGACGUGACACUGUAGCUGUACGAAAAAUCGGUACUAUGUACCUGUUGUUCAUAGAAUUUAAAGUGUAAUUUGCACAAUCACUGCCUGCCCUGGCAACCUCCUGAGCACAAGAGUAGAGGGGACGUGGGUUGUAAAAGAUAUUCUUUACCAGAUUCCAACUCCAAGAAGGUUUGAUGACUGACGUGCAAGUAAAGUCUGAGUAAAGUGUAAGGGGACAGGCUGGAGAGUUGGAAGGUGUGCAUGUUUUUAGCCUCAGCCCAUCUGCGAGGGGAGAGUGGUGCUAGGCAGUGCAGGAGUCUCCAAGAAUGGUGGUGGAGGGUCCCAUGUGCCCAUGUGUGUAUAUUAAUAAUAGAGCACUGCAUCAAAUCAUUCCACAUUGUGACUGACAAGCUGUCAGAUUCCCUCUGCUGCUUCUCACUGUCAGGCAUGUGGGCACAUCAUUUGCCAAAUCACAAAUGUGAAGAAUUGUUCCUUUCUUUUGCUGUCCCUUCUACCCUUAGUGACGUGAACUCGUGAGGGUGCAUGAAACAGUGGUAACUGCUCGUCCUGCUGUUUGUUAUCCUGAGCACUACUGGCACACGGAGCUGGAGAACCAAGUCUGGGAUUGCUGACUGGAUGGAAUAAGGUGGCAAUUAUGAGAGUUACCUCAUAUGUCUUUUACUUCCCUAUGCAUGGGAUCAAACCAACUUAUUAUACUGGAAGGCUGAAUUUAUUUGGGGCUUUCGUAAUGUGGUGAGUUGGAUCUAUUAUUCAUCCUUGGCUGUGGCAGUCAAGGGCCAAUAUAUAAUGUUGCCUUCAAGGUGUUCUAUGAAUAUUUUUGUUCCUGAUUUAGCAAUGGCAAAGAAGUGUGCAACUUGUGCAGACAGAAACUCUAGGCUCUUAAAAAUGAGGCAAGCGAGCAAAGAAUGCCAGGUGAUGAAUGAAGUUACAUACUCAUCAGAAACCUAAAAUGCGGGAACACCUCAGUUGCUUUUAUGCCCUAUGCUCCUGCCUGGUCAAGUAACAAAGGAAGAACUAGAGAAUCUAUUCUGGUGUGCCAGUGUUUUAAAGUCUAACAAUUUAUUUAUUAUUUUUUUUUAAGCCUGGAUUCAGGCCUAAAGCAGUGUUAGCUUUUCCUUUGGGAAAGUUCUUCCAUUCCCCUUACUUUGUGGAGAAUAAGGAGGCUCUUUGUUGUUGCAGUAGAGUGAAAAACUACAUGCUUCAGUGCUUUAGACUUGUGAAUUCUCCUGGGCACCUCUGAGUUUAAGAAAUGGAGAAUCUAAACUGCACUGUUUCAUCAACCCUUGGUGCUGCAAAUCCAAAAACUUCUCUACAUGUGAGCUGGGGCGAGUGAGUUUUGCAGUGCAAGUUUGUUUUUCUUAUUUCUUGUGUCAGGUCUCUCUUAUAUGGGGGAAGGGAAAGCCUGAAGUUCUGUUUCAGUGUCUUCUGAAAGCUGUAUCACAUAGGUAGGCACGAGACUAUUUCUCAACUCUGAUCAUUACCAUCCUUCCCCCUUUUCCCCCCUUCAAAAACAUUCUGUUUCUGAAGUGGUUUACUGAAGUUACUUCUUGAUGGCUGUAGCAAGUCAAGAAAAACAAAUGUGUGGACUUGAAGUUUUGAUAUAUUGCCCUUGAGGUUGUCUGUUUCUAAUUAAUGACAAAUGGUCACUGUACAACCUAAAUGCAAUGUAAAUCAAAAGAUCUGGAUGCAGGUGCUUAACCACCUAUCUGCAUCGUGCCAGCAAUUCAACACUAACAAUCCUAUUAGAUAAUAAUUUACAAAGCCAUCUUAGCUGGCAUUCCAGAGAAGGUUGUGUGAUCCCUUCUGUAUAUGGCAGGAUGGCAGUCGGAUUCCUUUUGGAAUGACCUCCGAGGCUGGCAGUACGCUACUAGUGAAUGUGCAUUGCCCCUGCAACCCUGGUGUAAGAACACAGCUGUUAACAUAUUGAGGCAGUCAGUAUUUAAGUGGAGUGUAAGGACACAAGAGAAAUAGUCUGAUUAUUUAUGCUUCAGAAACUUUUCGUUUCCAUUAUUCCUGUGCUGAUAAUUAUUAUUUUUUUUUCCUUGCACUGUUUAAACAGAACUGGAGCUUUGGAACAUCACACAGGUUUGAGCAUUGUGAGUGUUUAUGUGUCUAUAUAAAAUAUUUAUGUGAGAAGGUGUAUUAUAUGUUUCUAUUAAAAACUGCCAAAAUCAA
Chroicocephalus ridibundus (black-headed gull) is the source of this 4951-nucleotide messenger RNA. RefSeq names its product solute carrier family 25 member 38 (gene SLC25A38). The record is from RefSeq and is a predicted model, not a curated record. The transcript is spliced from 7 exons. Gene Ontology annotation, molecular function: glycine transmembrane transporter activity. Gene Ontology annotation, biological process: glycine import into mitochondrion. Gene Ontology annotation, cellular component: mitochondrion; mitochondrial inner membrane. Lineage: Eukaryota; Metazoa; Chordata; Aves; Charadriiformes; Laridae. Bases 444 to 1289 code for a protein of 281 amino acids.